UUCACAGUACUUAGGUAUAAUGCUAUGAUUUUUAAUGAUGAGAAUACUAAUGCUCAAGCAGAUUUGGCAGUCCUGCUUAAACCCACAGAGAAUGAUGGCUGUUUUAGUACUUCAGGUGGAAUUCAUCCUUUUCAACUUCAAAACUGGAAGCAGAAAGUUAGUCGAACAAAGAAAGCAGAAUUCAUGCGCACAGCAGAAAAAUUUAAAAAUCAGGUUAUAAUUAUAGAGAAAGAUAAACACAGUCAUUUCUACAACCAAAAAAAUGACUUCAGAAUUGAGCACAGUAUGCUGGAAGAAUUGGAAAACAAAUUGAUUAACAGCAGGAAAAUGGAAAGAGCAAAAAUCCAGCAACAAUUAGCCAAAAUACAUAACAAUGUAAAGAAACUUCAGCAUCAGUUAAAAGAUGUGAAGCCUACACCUGAUUUUGUUGAAAAGCUCAGAGAAAUGAUGGAAGAAAUUGAAAAUGCAAUUAACACUUUUAAAGAAGAACAAAGGCUGAUAUACGAUGAGCUUAUUAAAGAAGAAAAAACAACAAAUAAUGAAUUGAGUGCCAUAUCAAGAAAAAUUGACACAUGGGCUUUGGGUAAUUCAGAAACAGAGAAAGCUUUCAGAGCAAUCUCAAGUAAAGUUCCUGUAGACAAAAUGACAUCAAAUACUCUUCCAGAAGCAGUGGUAGAUUUUGAAAAAUUCCUACAGCAAACAGGAGGGCGACAGGGGGGCUGGGAUAACUAUGACCACCAGAACUUUGUAAAUGUGAGAAAUAAACAUAAAGGGAAGCCUGCAUUUAUGAAAGAAGUUCUAGAACACCUCCCAGGAAGAACACAGGAUGAAGUUCAGCAGCAUGAGAAAUGGUAUCAGAAAUUUCUGACUCUAGAAGAAAGAAAAAAAGAGUCUAUUCAGAAUUGGAAAACUAAAAAGCAGCAAAAGAAGCAAGAAAUUUUCAAGUUAAAAGAGAAGGCAGACAAUAUUCCUGUGCUUUUUCAUAAUAAACCAGAAGGUAAUCAAAAGCAAAAAGAAGAAGAAAGAAAGAAACAGAAGUUGGCAGUUGAAGCUUGGAAAAAACAGAAAAGUAUAGAACUGUCAAUGAAAUAUGCUUCUAAGUUAAAAGAAGAGGAAGAAAAAGAGAAAAAGCAGCAGAAAGAACGCCAACGCCAGCUUAAAUUAAAAUUACUAUUAGAAAGUUACACCCAGCAGAAGAAAGAACAAGAAGAAUUUUUGAGGCUUGAAAAAGAGAUAAGAGAAAAGGCAGAGAAGGCAAAAAGAAGGAAAACUGUUGCUGAUGAAAUUUCCAGGUUUCAAGAAAGAGAUUUAUAUAAACUUGAAUUGAAAAUUCUAGAUAAGCAAGCAAAGGAAGAGGAAAAGGCAGACAAACAAAGAAGAUUGGCAAAAUUAAAGGAAAAGGUUGAAAAUAAUGUUAGUAGAGAUCCCUCUAGGCUUUACAAACCUACCAAAGGUUGGGAGGAACGAACCAAAAGCAUAGGACCAACAGGCUCUGGGCCUCUUCUACAUAUCCCACGCAGGACUAUUCCAACCUGGAGACAAGGAAUAUAGAGGAAAAUAUGAGAUAAUGGAAUCACUAUUCAUUUGAUGAGAGUAUUAGCAUAUUCAGUAAUACCAGGAGAGUGUGAUUAACCAUAUUCUUUAAAUAUCACUAGCCUAGUCAGAUUGCUUAUUAUGCUGUAUGUAAAUUGAGAGGUACUGUAAGUUUUAUUCUGCAUACAUUAGUGGUUCCUGUUUCUACUAAAAGAGUGUUCAGGGAGCAUAUAUGUUGGCCUAUUACUGAUAUAAAAGUUAUUUAUGUAAAUUUAUAUUACAAACAUCCAUUUAAAUCCCCAAGGCAUUUCAAAGAUGCUUUGUUUUUGUCAUGGCAUAGCAAAAUAAAUUGAGGCAGUCAUAGAGAAGCAUUUUUUAAACCAAAAUUUUGUAACUUUUGUAACUUGGAAGUAAGUUAGCUUGAAUAAUAAAAAUGUCUUUUUUUAAUGAGCUACAAAAUAACUUAGUACUUUUUCUAAGUUC
This is a messenger RNA of Fukomys damarensis (Damara mole-rat), 2016 nucleotides long. RefSeq names its product coiled-coil domain containing 112 (gene Ccdc112). The transcript has 10 exons. Lineage: Eukaryota; Metazoa; Chordata; Mammalia; Rodentia; Bathyergidae. Bases 25 to 1551 code for a protein of 508 amino acids. The record is from RefSeq and is a predicted model, not a curated record.